Molecule: messenger RNA, 1248 nt
Organism: Trichoderma virens Gv29-8
Lineage: Eukaryota; Fungi; Ascomycota; Sordariomycetes; Hypocreales; Hypocreaceae
Exons: 1
Coding region: 1-1248 (415 amino acids)
Source: RefSeq, a predicted model, not a curated record
AUGGGCGAAAAUCUGGAUCUGACCUACCGCAAUGGCACCGACAAGGACAACCAUGCCAUGCCAACUAUUGAACCCAUAAAUAUCGUCUGCAAUGCUCAGCCUUUUGGCGGUGGCCCCGGCGCAACUCUCAUGGCAGUUAUGCCGUACUUGCGAAACCGGCUGAAAUCUCUGGGACCUGUAGCACUGCAUUACGUAGGAUCAAGUCUCACGAUGGACUUCCAGAAGCUUACCAAGGCUGACUGGGACGGCUCACAUCACAUCGACCUCUAUUCAAAUCCAGACAUAGGAAAAAAAGAGCUCAUUUCUCUCCUUCAACGCUUGAAGCCACGGCUCGUUGUGACAUCUAUGGAUGAGCUUGUUGCUGCUGCUGCUCAAUCCGCUGGCAUCCCUGUGGUCAUCAUCGACCUGCUACUAUGGUUUUGGCCUAGUAUUUCUCCUCAUUGGCGUCAAGCUGAGAUGGUGAUUGCUGCGGAGUUCUACGGCGUCCAGGAGCGCAUCAUCAGCGAAAAUAUGGACAACGUUGUGACAGUUCCACCACUUGGACCACCCCCAAGAACUACUGUCGGUCCCUCCAAAGACAUUCUCCUCAAUUUCGGAGGAAUGGUCAAUCCUCUAAUGCCAAAAGAAGAAUAUAUCGCCUAUGCGCGCCUUAUUUAUAGCGCUGCGAAGCGUGCUCUUAACUUGCGCAACGCUGCUCUGCCAAAGUCUCAACAUGCCAAUUUGAUAGUGUUAGUGGCCAGUUUAGAUGUGGCACGAGGCAUAGAUCCCGAAGACCCGGAAGCCGCUCGCAUGGUCCUACCUGAUGAGGCACUGGAAUUGAUGGCCUCGGUAGAAUUGGUAUGCUGUACGGCAGGACUAGGCAACUUGUAUGCGGCCGGCGCUGUUGCUAAUGCAGUACUGCUUUUGCCGCCUCUGCAUGAGGGUCAUGCAAUUCAGACACUUUUGGUGAAGAAAGCUGGCGUACCUGUAGACGCCGUGGAGUGGCAUGAAAUCACAGGUGGCACUCCCAUCAACUAUUACAAUGGGUCACUAGAGAUCAUGGACGAUGUCAGUAAGGCCCAGAAUGAAGUUAUUAGCAGCGUCCAGGCUCAAAAGGCGUUGGCCGAUCGGCUGCUGGCGGCCAUGUUGCACAGCGCGGCGCCUUCAGCUCAGGGUCCGCCACUGAGGAAGCUCAUCACUACGUUUGGGCAGGAUAAUGGUGAUGCUAUGGCUGCUCGGAUUGUUGAUGUGUUGACAAAGGUCAGGUAG